Messenger RNA from Bactrocera latifrons, 1625 nucleotides. Its product is annotated as early boundary activity protein 2-like. Bases 294 to 1250 code for a protein of 318 amino acids. Gene Ontology annotation, biological process: positive regulation of neuron differentiation; negative regulation of Notch signaling pathway. The record is from RefSeq and is a predicted model, not a curated record. Lineage: Eukaryota; Metazoa; Arthropoda; Insecta; Diptera; Tephritidae. Gene Ontology annotation, cellular component: nucleus. The transcript has a single exon. Gene Ontology annotation, molecular function: DNA binding; transcription corepressor activity.
CGAAGUUUAUUUCAAAAGAUUGUAACUCCAAAAACAAAUAGUCUUCUAUUUUCUGCUCUUGGUCAAACAUAGAACCCUUUUACGAUGGAGCUUUCGUUCGCAAAAAGAAAGCUCGUGAUACGGUGAAAGGUUUUUAAUAUCAAUUAAAUCGAAAGAUUCACUCCGACCUGUGUGUGAGAGAGAGAGUAUAAAGUAACAGUAUGUAACCUAAUCUCUUUCAAAUUAAUAGAAAAUACAUUUUACCUGCAUGACACUUAUAAAAGUCAAGCUAGCUUCGCUUUAAGGUCAUACACAUGCGUUCAUUACUGGCAACAAAAACACUAAAAAGAGGUUCAAAAAUUAGUUUUAGUAAAUACCGUAUUUAUAAAAAGAGUUUCAUGGGUCAAAUAUUGCACAAAAUUUCUAACACUCUCUUACCAAGCACCCUGUUCACCACCUGUCUGAAACGCAGACGAAAUCUACAAAAUAAAGGCAAUGCAGCCAAAAGACAACGUAUUUCCUACGAUGAACCUUUGAAUUCGGUGUAUGUAACACAUUCAAACGUGAUAAAUAUUACACCUGAAAUAAUAAGACCUUCAAAACAUAUAUACAUUGAUAAUGCAAAACCUAACACUAAUGAAGAGGAAAUUUCACACAAAACACGCACUGAACUCAUAACUGUAUUCAAGAAAGAACCAGAAGAAACUGCAGUACAUAUAACACCAAAAAUUGAGAAUCACCAGAUAAAACAAGAAAUCACAGCGGAAACUUCGAACUACGAACAGGUAAAGGAAGAAGUAACUAAUACUGAAGAUCAGUUAAUCAUAGACGAAACAAUUGAACAUGCCAACGAGCGUGACAGAGAACAACUCUCCGACGAGUGCUCAACAGAAAUAACUGACGAUUUCAGCAGCUCGAAUGUAACUGAGAAAGAAACAGAUGAAGACUCACAUAUGAUAAAACUAGGACCGAAUGGUACAGCAAUACCGAAAGCGAGGUACGACAAGAUUCGUUGGUCUAGCAGUUCGUUUGCAACACGAAAACUGCUUAUGUGCGUAUUUGGCGGCGAAACGCUUGCCACGCACUCCUUCAGCGGCAGGAUUGCGCCAUUGUACUAUAAGCAUAAAGAUACCAAAAAGCCCAGAUUAGAUCCAGAGAAGGUAGCUGAUAUAAUUUAUUGCGUGCAGAAGCGAUUUCAAUGCUCCGAGAAAACAAUUCGAGCUGCGAUCUCCUCAAAAUGCGGAGACGAAGCGAAACGCAGCAAAGUGUGAAUUUUGGAGAUGCUAUUGUUUUGUAAAUUUUGGGAAAGAAAAAAAUAUAUAAAACUUGACGAGUCAUAUUUUUGUUGUUUUUUGUUUAAUUUUAUAAUAUAUAGGGAGAGUUCUUGGAGAUACGCUGCGUGGCAUUGAAAUUUCCUUCAACUCCGUGGAGCGUACAGCUUUUUAAGAGGAAUGGAAAAGAAAUUUAUUUGGAAUGAAAUUAACGCUACUACUCUCUCUUUUACUGUAGAGAACAUUCUCUUUGUAUAUUCUUUAUUAUUUGUAAAUGAGGGGUAAAAGUGUAAACUGCUCGCAUAAAACUUCUCGGCACAAAUCAUUCGUUUGCGGUUCUAUCUACAACUAUAUUUUUAGGCAUCACCUCAUAAC